UGCCAAGUCGGAGAUGUCCGUUGCGUGCGGAGUCCCCAUGGGGGAUCAAGUACCCCAGAAUGUAAAUCCGGGGAAGAUAGGUGGGCCAUGUAGCCCCAUAAAAGCGCAGAUAGCAUGGACAGUAACAGACAGCAUUCGUCCAUUCCACUACACCCCUCCGAUGAGCCAUGGCACCGAAACACGACGAAUAUCCUCUGGACGACAGAGACUCCAAGAUUAUCGUGGAGAACCUUGAGGAUGUCUCUCAUCCAGAACACUCGCUGGCUCAGUUUCCUCUUCUGCGGGAGAAGUCUCCCACUGAACUCGAACAUCUGGACAAAGCUGUUCUAAAGAAGCUGGACCACUACUUUCUGCCAUGUGUGACAAUGAUGCUCCUUAUGAGCUACCUCGACAGAAUCAACGUAUCCAACGCCCGCCUAGCCGGCAUGCAAGACGACCUCCACAUGUCCGACACAGAAUGGUCCGCCGGAAUCUCCCUCUUCUACGUGGGCUACAUCAUCUCCCAAAUCCCAGCAAGCGUCUCCAUCGCCAAAGGCAAACCAAGCAUAAUCUUUCCCUGCAUCAUGCUCUCCUGGUCCGCCGUAACAAUCUGCAUGCCAGCCCUCACAUCCGCCUGGGGCUUCUGUCUCUGCCGGUUCCUCGUCGGGGUCACAGAAGGCCCCUUCAUCCCCGCCGUCUCCCUCAUGACUUCAUCCUGGUACACAAAGAAAGAAUCCCCACUACGGAUGGGUAUCUGGCAUGCGGGGAACAUCAUCUCCAAUGUAUUUUCUGGACUUCUUGCUGCAGCCAUUCUCACGAAUAUGGACGGCAUCGCGCACCUCCGCGCAUGGCAGUGGUUUAUCCUAUUAGAAGGGAUCGUCAGUAUUCUUGUCGCCUUGAUCGCCUUCUGUGAAGAGGAGGCUGAAAUGGCAAAGUAUACACAAUUCGUAUCUACGGGAGGGAUUCACGAAGAUGAUGAUGGUGGUCGCUGGACGGGCGUCUGGCUUGCCGUUAAGGAUCCAUUUACGUGGCUGUUCUCGGCAAUGCAUUUUGCGCUUAUCAUUGCUCAGUCGUUCAAGGAUUUCUUUCCUUCGAUCGUCGCAACCCUCAACUUCUCCGAAGUCGAAACCUACCUCGUCCAAGCCCCGCCAUGGGUAAUAGCCUACAUCGCCACUCUAAUCCUCUCAUGGUCCUGUGGCCGAUUUCUCAAGCACUGUUGGCACAUCGUGAUACCCAUGCUCAUCACCCUUGCCGGAACAGUGAUCAUGAUCUCAACCUUGAACAUCGGAGCACGAUACUUUAGCUUCGUCUUACUCUGCACUGGACCAUUCGUCGGCCUAAACAUCCAAAUAUCCUGGGAAACCAGCGUUGUCCCGCGCCCGCGCACAAAACGAGCCGCGCUCGUCGCCAUCGCGAACUGCGUGUCGUCAGUCUCUCACUGGUUCACGCCAUAUUUCUUCCUCACGUCGCAGGAGCCGAGGUAUGAGACUGGAGGGGGGAUUAUUAUUGCGGGGUGUGGACUUACGGUAUUGCUUUGCUUGGGGACGAGGUGGUGGUGUGUCAGGAGGAAUAGGGAGCUGGAGAGGGAGGAGGUGGAGGGGAAUGGGUCUGGGUGGAGGUUUGUUACUUAG
Messenger RNA from Aspergillus neoniger CBS 115656, 1610 nucleotides. RefSeq names its product vitamin H transporter. The coding region runs from base 168 to 1610 and encodes 480 amino acids. Gene Ontology annotation, cellular component: membrane. Gene Ontology annotation, biological process: transmembrane transport. NCBI's taxonomy places the organism in Eukaryota, Fungi, Ascomycota, Eurotiomycetes, Eurotiales, Aspergillaceae. Gene Ontology annotation, molecular function: transmembrane transporter activity. The record is from RefSeq and is a predicted model, not a curated record. The transcript has 5 exons.